This is a messenger RNA of Acanthopagrus latus (yellowfin seabream), 475 nucleotides long. RefSeq lists its product as uncharacterized. The record is from RefSeq and is a predicted model, not a curated record. The coding region runs from base 105 to 449 and encodes 114 amino acids. The transcript is spliced from 5 exons. NCBI's taxonomy places the organism in Eukaryota, Metazoa, Chordata, Actinopteri, Spariformes, Sparidae.
CUCAGCUUUGUUGUGCUGGCCCUCUCCAUGCCCAGUGCAAAGUAGAAUGGUACUUUGCAAUACCAUGUCAAGUAGUUUAUGAAUCCCUGGUCUCACAGAUUAAGAUGUGGGGAACCAUGGCUGGCUGCACCAUGGGAGGACAGAGGUGCCUAUAUAAGCUACAGUCUGCCUCUGCCCACUUUAUAGCAGCCAAACACACAACUCCCUUUAAGAGGUAUGUGGACAACAUCAACUUCCGGCUGGCAUCCUAUCACUUCUUCAGCUGUUGUCAUAUUUCGGCUAUGUCAAUCUCUGAGUCCUGGUAUGCCAUCAAAGACCAUGGCACCAACUACUGCAACCUCUACAACCUCAUCGAAGGAAGUGGUCUAACUGAAGCCAGAGGUUAUAAAGAAGUCACCAGUGACUUCCUGUGCACCCAACGUUCCUCUGCUAACUGCACAAUCUACUGACCUGUCUACUGAAUUAAUAGCAUGAU